AUGGCUCAGGAGAAAAUGGAGCUGGACUGUGAGCCUGAUACAUCUAAUGGGGGCAGCCUGAGGAGAUCCAACAGCGCUCCCCUGAUCCAUGGGCUCAGUGACCUUUCACAGGUUUUUCAUCCUUAUGCAUUUAGAACUCGGAGAAAUAGUGCAACGAUUAUGAGCUAUCACAGCCUGGAGAAAGGUGUAGAUGUGAUGAACAGAGAAACUUCCCCAGAAAGAGAAGUGCAAAUGGCUAUGCAGAUAAGCCAAACAUGGGAUGAAAACUUGAGCCUGAGUGAUAGUGAUUUCGACAAGCCAAAGAAAUUAUACUCUCCUAAAAGGAUUGACUUCACACCAGUUUCUCCAGCACCAUCACCCACCAGAGGAUUUGGAAAGCAAUGUUUUUCACCAUCCUUACAAAUGUUUGUGAGCAGCAGUGGGCUACCACCAAGUCCCAUUCCUAGUCCGAGACAUUUUUCCAGCAGGAGGAGUCAGAGUCCAGUCAAGUGCAUUAGGCCCAGUGUUCUUGGUCCUCUUAAAAGAAAAGGUGAAAUGGAGACCGAAAACCAGACCAAGAGGCUAUUUCAAGGCACUACCAAUAUGCUGUCUCUGGAGACUGCACAAUUGUCUGAUCUCAGUUCAUGUUCAGACAUUUUGGAUGGCAGUAGUAGCAGCAGUAGCAGCAGUGGCUUAUCCUCAGACUCACUGGCUAAAAUGACAACUGCAGAGUCUCCAGUAGCAUGCUCCAAUUCAUGCCCUCCGUUCACCUUGAUGGAUGAUCUCUCACCCAAGUGA
Messenger RNA from Molossus molossus (Pallas's mastiff bat), 777 nucleotides. It is a transcript of the gene PABIR2, whose product is annotated as family with sequence similarity 122B. Bases 1 to 777 code for a protein of 258 amino acids. The record is from RefSeq and is a predicted model, not a curated record. NCBI's taxonomy places the organism in Eukaryota, Metazoa, Chordata, Mammalia, Chiroptera, Molossidae. Gene Ontology annotation, molecular function: protein serine/threonine phosphatase inhibitor activity. The transcript is spliced from 9 exons.